AUGGCUCAAUCGGACCGAGACCCUGCUGAAGACACCAUGUUGGAAGAGGAAGCUACAACUUUCGUGGGAGGUCUUUUGGAUGCAGACUGUACCAGUUACAGCGACGAUGCCGGAACCCCAACAGCUCCUCCAAUCCCUCGUGACAGGCCUUGGCAAGCAAACAUAUUCUACACGGCGGCGAAGUCCAUCUCGAGACGACUAGUCUCUGGGAGGGAAAGAACAUUCGACCGUCUCUUCCCAUCGUCGUUCGGGUACACGCCCAUCGAGAUGGACGACCGCAGCUUAGGACCAGCAGGGGGUCAUUCCAAUACGUUCCAAAUAAAUGAAAGGUCCACGUACGACAUGGCUGGUAGUAGUAGAGCUCCAGGCGCCGAGAUUGAGACUACGAACGCAAAGUCGGCCACCAUCAUAGAGGCAGACGAGCCUGGUCAACUAUCUGCGAGCGACAUCGUAUCUGUCGACGGCGACGAACCUACUGAGGAAGAGCUAGCGACCCUGAGAAAAGUCGCAGAUCGUUUGCCGUGGUCCGCUUUCAUCGUGGCUCUAGUCGAGUUAUGUGAACGAUUCACCUACUACGGUCUCUCCGGCCCAUUCCAAAACUACAUUCAGUAUAACCCUCACGAUACACCUGUUCGUGGAGCUAUUGGCUUGGGCCAAACCGGGGCGACAGGGUUGACAAAUUUCUUUCAGUUUUGGUGCUAUGGGACACCAAUUCUUGGUGCCAUCGUUUCCGAUCAGUACCUCGGCAAAUACAAGACAAUUCUGUACUCUGCCUUCAUCUAUCUGGCUGGCAUCUUCAUACUGUUCUGCACCUCCCUACCCUCGGCAAUCGAGCAUGGCGCAGCUUUGGGUGGCUUAAUUGCAGCAAUGGCAGUUAUUGGGUUAGGUACUGGCGGCAUUAAGUCGAACGUUAGUCCUUUGGUCGCAGAACAGUACCGCCAAACCAAGAUGACUAUUCGGGUCUUGAAGAGUGGUGAGAGGGUAAUCGUCGAUCCUGCAAUCACCAUUCAGCGUAUUUACAUGAUCUUCUAUCUGUGCGUCAACCUGGGCUGUCUGUCUCCUCUUGCCACCACAGAAAUGGAACAAUCGACAGGAUUUUGGACGGCGUAUCUUCUCUGUCUAUGCUUCUUUGUUCUUGGAAUUGCCAUUUUGAUCGCAGGGGAGAGAUACUACGUAGUCCAUCCUCCCAAGGGUUCAAUAAUUAUAGAUGCGUUCAGGGCGAUGUGGAUUGGCUUGAGAAACGGGGGCAACAUGGACGCCGCGAAGCCCUCCUACCAAGAUGAGCGCGGACGCAAGUACAAAACGUCAUGGGACGAUGUAUACAUAGUUGAGCUCCAACGUGGGCUCGCUGCAUGUCGCGUCUUCCUUUUUUACCCAAUAUACUGGGUCGCCUACUCGCAAAUGUUGAACAAUUUUAUCUCACAAGCUGGUACCAUGCAACUCCAUGGCAUUCCCAAUGACUUCAUGCAGAAUAUCGACCCUCUUACUAUCAUCUUUCUUAUUCCCAUCUUCGAUCGCCUUCUCUACCCCGGCCUUCGCAAGAUUGGUAUACCGUUCCGACCGAUCACUCGCAUUACAUGGGGCUUCGUCUUCGGUGCACUCGCCAUGGCAUACGCAGCCAUUGUGCAGCAUUUGAUCUACUCAUCCCCACCAUGCUACAACGCCCCUCUUGCGUGCGACACUUCCCACUUGCCCAAUGAGGUCCAUAUAGCGGUGCAAACGCCAGCGUACUUCUUCAUGGCCGUAUCGGAAAUCUUGGCGAGCGUCACUGGACUAGAGUACGCUUUCACGAAAGCGCCGCCAUCCAUGAAGUCGUUCGUCAUGUCCAUCUUCCUCCUGCAGUCCGCGUUCGGAUCUGCACUUGGAAUGGCACUGGCACCGAUCGCGAAGGAUCCAAGGUUGGUGUGGAUGUAUACUGGCCUUUGCAUCGCUACUCUCAUCGCCGCUCGGCUCUUCUGGGUGUGUUUCAAGCAUCUGAACGCCACCGAGGAAUCGAUGAACAUGCUGGAGAACAAGGGUGAAAAGGCCGUUGGUGUCGGCCACGUUGACGCUACAGGAGCUCUGGAUCGCAGUGUCAAGGGCAGGAAUAGGGCUGCUAUCAGUGAGGGCGAAGUUUGA
Letharia columbiana is the source of this 2118-nucleotide messenger RNA. RefSeq lists its product as uncharacterized. The transcript is spliced from 9 exons. The record is from RefSeq and is a predicted model, not a curated record. NCBI's taxonomy places the organism in Eukaryota, Fungi, Ascomycota, Lecanoromycetes, Lecanorales, Parmeliaceae. Gene Ontology annotation, molecular function: tripeptide transmembrane transporter activity; dipeptide transmembrane transporter activity. Gene Ontology annotation, cellular component: plasma membrane; fungal-type vacuole. The coding region runs from base 1 to 2118 and encodes 705 amino acids. Gene Ontology annotation, biological process: oligopeptide transport; transmembrane transport.